AUUUGUGUCUUUUAAAUCUGGUCAACGGAUACCCCUUUAUAUUUUUUUUAGUGGCCGAUAACGUGGCCCCACAAGUUACAAUUUUUUGAAACAAAUAACCAAAUAUUUAUAUUGUGAGCCAAUGAGUCGGGUAUAAUAAUUCUAAUUUUUUUAAACAAGCCUAAUAAUAAGAAGGAUAGAAGGUAAAAAAACAUUGAAACAAUUGUAGGAAUUGAACUUGGAAGACAUGGCUAAAAUAGGAGUAGGGUGUGUACCAGUGGGAUCUCUCAACACACCAAGAAAGAAAGAAUACAAAGUAACAAACAGGCUUCAAGAAGGCAAACGCCCUAUUUACGCCGUCGUUUUCAACUUCCUUGAUUCCCGUUUCUACCAUGUCUUCGCCACCGUAGGUGGUCACAGGGUGACUGUUUAUAGAUGCCUUGAAGGUGGUACAAUUGCUGUUCUUCAGUCCUAUGUUGACGAGGAUAAGGAGGAGUCUUUCUAUACUGUUAGCUGGGCUAGUGAUGUUGAUCGUACUCCUUUAUUGGUGGCUGGAGGUAGUAAUGGUGUAAUACGUGUAAUAGAUGUUGCAAAUGAAAAGAUAAACAAGAGUUAUGUUGGCCAUGGAGACUCAAUAAAUGAAAUCAAGACUCAGUCCCUUAAGCCAUCACUUAUAGUAUCAGCUAGCAAAGAUGAAUCAGUUCGUCUUUGGAAUGUUCAUACUGGAAUAUGCAUUUUGAUAUUUGCUGGAGCUGGUGGUCACCGUAAUGAAGUCCUUAGUGUGGAUUUCCAUCCUUCGGAUAUAUAUCGCAUUGCAAGUUGUGGAAUGGACAACACUAUAAAAAUCUGGUCAAUGAAGGAGUUUUGGACAUAUGUGGAAAAAUCUUUCACAUGGACUGAUCUCCCGUCAAAGUUCCCUACAAAAUAUGUACAAUUUCCUAUCUUCCUUGCUGCAAUUCAUACAAACUAUGUUGAUUGUACAAGGUGGCUUGGUGAUUUUGUUCUUUCUAAGAGUGUUGACAAUGAGAUUGUACUGUGGGAACCAAUUAUGAAGGAACAAUCUCCGGGAGAGGGUUCAGUUGACAUUCUUCAAAAAUAUCCUGUUCCCGACUGUGAUAUUUGGUUCAUAAAGUUCUCAUUUGAUUUCCAUUGCAAUGCAGUGGCAGCUGGUAAUAGGGAAGGGAGAAUCUACGUCUGGGAGCUGCAAUCCUGCCCCCCUGUUCUGAUUUCAAAGCUCUCACAUCCUCAAUCCAAAUCCCCAAUCCGACAAACUGCCAUGUCAUUUGACGGAAGUACCAUUCUUGCAUGCUGUGAAGAUGGAACAAUCUGGCGUUGGGAUGUAAUAUCAUCUUGUUAGUUCUCAAGAGCGCCGGUUAUUAAAAUUUUUAAUCCGCGACUGAAAUCGUAAAGGGAUGUUGAAUGAAGUCUGUUUUGUCGUCUGCGAAAUGAAGAUAAGAAUGGGCACUAAUGGCUGGCAGAGCUGUGGCAAUAGAUAAUGAAAAAACCAGAAAACUUCUGAGCAAUUAUACGGACGAGUCCCAGUUUUGUACCUUAAGUACUCACUCUGUUCCUAUGAAAAAGCAGUGUAUGACUAAAAUAUGUGAGAGCUUUUUGAGUCAUAUUGUGCAAAUAGAUAGAGAAUCUUCUAGCUUAAGCCUAGUGGCUAUCAAUUAGUAGAUUAUGAUGUUAAGAAGAUUAGAAAUUAGCAAGUAUUGUGUUAUAGAUUUUGUGAGCAAGUGGACAUGUAUUUUAAGUAGGAUUUAGGAUGAAUGUUUUGUAAUUCUUGCAAUAAACAAUUACAUUUACAUUUUGUUUUCUCUUGAUUACAGGGUAGGAAGGACUAAGUGAAAAUCGAAUUAUUUGCUCUCUAACUUAAACAAGUCUCGAUUAUUUAAUCAUAUUUCUUAUAAAUCUCUUCUAUAUAUGAUUGCUUCAAAUUAGAGUUUUUUCUAAUUGAAAUAAUUUCUGUAAAUGUUAGUUGUUUAUUUGAGAGAAAGUGGGGCUAAAAGCUAAUGAAAAAGCUAUGAGUAGAUACUUGGUUUUGUCUUAAAAGAAAGCUUUUCAGCUAGUUAAAAGUUUUAGUGAACACAUUUUUUGGCUAUAUGACGGUGCUAAUAACACCUAUCAUCUCUUUAACUUUGAUAUAAUCAUCC
Amaranthus tricolor (Joseph's coat) is the source of this 2132-nucleotide messenger RNA. Its product is annotated as polycomb group protein FIE1. Gene Ontology annotation, molecular function: nucleosome binding; protein binding. Lineage: Eukaryota; Viridiplantae; Streptophyta; Magnoliopsida; Caryophyllales; Amaranthaceae. Gene Ontology annotation, cellular component: ESC/E(Z) complex. The record is from RefSeq and is a predicted model, not a curated record. Gene Ontology annotation, biological process: negative regulation of transcription by RNA polymerase II. Bases 227 to 1336 code for a protein of 369 amino acids. The transcript has 14 exons.